AUGCUCAUGCGCUAUCUGGGCGUGAACAAAUAUCUCUCACGAAGCAAGCAGACCCAGAGCCCCCGGUAUCCUCAAGAUACAUUGAACUCUGUCUUGCUAGACGAACUCUGGGCGCAGCAUGCAGACGAGCCACAGCAGGAUGGCAACGCAGCCACAGGUGAGGCAGCCGCAGGCAAUGAAGACGUUCCAGUCCCUGGAAAUGAAGACGUACCAAGUGAAGACGAAGGCGAAGAUGUUCCGAGUGACGAGGACGAUUUCGGCUAUCAAUGGGAUUAUGCUGAGAACCUAGAAGAUGCCGAGGAGGACGGAACACGCGAUGAAGGGCCCGAGGGCAGAGAGGGCGAGGGCGAGGGCGAGGGCGAGGGCGAGGGCGGAGAUGAUGAAGAGCAGGAUUUUGUUGAUCCAGAUGUAGCGGAUGAUCCCUGGGAGGACGAGGACGAGUAUGCACCCCUGUAG
This is a messenger RNA of Fomitopsis serialis, 456 nucleotides long. RefSeq lists its product as uncharacterized. The transcript has 3 exons. NCBI's taxonomy places the organism in Eukaryota, Fungi, Basidiomycota, Agaricomycetes, Polyporales, Fomitopsidaceae. The record is from RefSeq and is a predicted model, not a curated record. Bases 1 to 456 code for a protein of 151 amino acids.